This is a messenger RNA of Colletotrichum spaethianum, 1926 nucleotides long. Its product is annotated as beta-galactosidase. Bases 1 to 1926 code for a protein of 641 amino acids. The transcript is spliced from 5 exons. Gene Ontology annotation, molecular function: hydrolase activity, hydrolyzing O-glycosyl compounds. Gene Ontology annotation, biological process: carbohydrate metabolic process. Lineage: Eukaryota; Fungi; Ascomycota; Sordariomycetes; Glomerellales; Glomerellaceae. The record is from RefSeq and is a predicted model, not a curated record.
AUGCGUCUUACGCAGAUGCUCCUCUCGUCUGCGCUGACGGUGCUGUCUCUCACUGCCACUGUAAAUGCCCAAAACGCGACGACAACUGCUGGAGGCUCAGCACCAACGACCGGGACCGCAGAGCCAUACAAACUUCAGACUCCACCUCUCGACACGGAAUGGACAUCGCAGGUUGGAAAAAACCCGUGGCCGGAACACCCACGACCGCAGCUGCGCCGACAGAAUUGGCUGAACCUGAACGGCAUUUGGACUUACCGGGCUGCGAGCGGAGCUGAUGAUGUCAACCACCCACCCUCAGGCAGCGUAUUGGACAGGGAGGUCCUCAUCCCCUCGUGCAUUGAAAGCGGACUCUCCGGUAUUCAGGAGCUCGACGUUACUCACUUUUGGCUUGCAACCACUUUCAAGGUACCAAGUGACUGGGGAAAUCAGUCAGUGCUCCUCAACUUUGAGGCCGUCGACUAUGAAGCGACUGUGUUCAUCAACGGCAAGAGGGUCGGGUUUCACCGAGGAGGAUACUUCCGCUUUACAAUCGAUGCGACGCAGUACCUCAACCCCGGUGGUAACAAUACUUUGUUGGUGUUCGUCUUUGAUCCAACGGAUCAGGAUGGCUAUGUUGUUCCAAUCGGCAAGCAAACGAGGACUCCUUCACACAUAUUUUAUCGCUCAUGCUCUGGUAUCUGGCAAACUGUUUGGUUAGAGAGUGCUCCUCCAAACCACAUCACCCAGUUGGACCUUUCCGCUGACCAUCAAGGGCAUGUGAACGUGUUUGUCCACAGCUCCAUGAGCCCUCCAUCGGAAGUGCAGAUUGCUGUUAUUGAUAAAGACGGUAACACUGUCGGCCAAGGUACCGGAAAUUCGGAUACUGCUUUCAACUUUACCGUGUCAUCGCCGAAUGUCUGGUCGCCAUCAACUCCUAAUCUGUACAACAUCACUGUGAGAAUGGGCAACGAUAACGUAUCAAGUUACACCGGCUUCCGCACUAUCUCUACUGGCAUCGUUGACGGAAUUAAGCGCCCUCUGCUGAAUGGUGAAUUCAUCUUCAUGUUCGGAACAUUGGACCAAGGAUACUGGCCCGACGGGCUUCAUACGCCACCCAGCGUGGAGGCUAUGACCUAUGACCUAAAAGUUCUCAAGAACCUUGGAAUGAAUAUGGUUCGCAAGCACAUCAAAGUUGAACCCGAUUUGUUUUAUCACGCUUGUGACCAGCUCGGCCUGCUUGUCAUCCAAGAUAUGCCAAGUUUAACAGCAAACUCUGCACGCCUGCCAAACGCUGAGCAGCAGGCUGAAUUCGAGCGUCAAUUACAGAUAAUGAUUCAAGAGCACAAGAGCUACACCAGCAUUGUUACAUGGACUAUCUACAACGAAGGCUGGGGCCAGCUGAGGAAUGCGCCUUAUCCCGAGGAAAGUCUUGUGGAAGUUGUCCGCAAAAUUGAUCCUACGAGACUCAUCAACGCCAACAGUGGCUGGUAUGAUCAUGGAUUCGGGGAUUAUUCAGACAACCAUCACUACGCCAAUCCUCAGUGUGGCACGCCGUUCUACUCGCUUGCUUCAUCUCCUUACGACGAGGCUCGCAUCGGAUUUCAAGGUGAAUUUGGUGGUAUUGGGCACAACGUGUCUAUUGAACACCUGUGGAACGUGCAACAGGCGAUUGACACGAUCAACCAGACCUACGAAAUUGACGAGAACCUCGAGGCCUACAACUAUCGUGGCCGAGUGCUCCUGAGGGAAUUCCGUGAGCAAGUUGAAAUGUACGCGUGCAGCGGUGGCGUCUGGACCCAGACGACCGAUGUCGAGGGCGAGGUCAACGGCUUAGUCACAUAUGACCGCCGGAUUCUCAGGCCCGACCUUGCACAGUGGCAGGUUGACAUCAAAAGCUUGUUCGACGCUGCGAAAGCCCGGAGCGGCCCUGUGAAUGGUACUAUGUAA